Messenger RNA from Mycotypha africana, 1236 nucleotides. RefSeq lists its product as uncharacterized. The transcript is spliced from 3 exons. The coding region runs from base 185 to 1060 and encodes 291 amino acids. NCBI's taxonomy places the organism in Eukaryota, Fungi, Mucoromycota, Mucoromycetes, Mucorales, Mycotyphaceae. The record is from RefSeq and is a predicted model, not a curated record.
UAUUUUUUAUUUUUUUUGCAGGUAACUUGAAAAAAGUAAAAAUAAAAAUAAAAUAAAAAAAUUAAGCCAUUUGAGGAAAUCAAUCAAAGGCUGGAACUUUACUCUAACCAUUUAACAAGUUGCUUGCUUGCCGACAAAAGCUAUUAUUCGGUAGACCCUCACACUUUCACAAGUACAAAGCCGAAUGACCGAAACGGUGCAGACACAAGUUCACCCGACGCCUAAAGUAGCACGCAAUUACACAAUAUGGAAUGAAAGAGACAUUGAUCUAUUAUUGAGUGAAUUGGAAAAACCAGGAGCCUACAAACAAUGGAAAGAAAACAAAUCAAGCUUUGCCAAGGGGAUCACUGGACAAGAAUUCAGCAAUCCAAUGAAUCAAGAAGCUAUCAAGUUCAAGAUUCGUUGGCUGGAAAGUCGGUUUAAGAGUUGGCAUGAGCAGCUUACGUUGACGCAACAGAAGCCUGCCGUACAUGCGGCGCUUCGAGAAAAGAUGAUGAAAGAAUUCCCUUAUUACGACCGUUGUAAACCCAUACUUGGAAGUAGUAUGACAUCGACCGAUAUAAACACCAACAACAACACGAGCACAAAUACAGACACCAACAUCACUACUAACACGAGCGACACCCCUACUUCCAGCGUCAACUCAGAAUCCCAUCGAGCCAUGAAUAUACCAACUGCCGUGCCGUCAGGGUGCCCUUACUCCCCGAGUUCCAGUACAUCGAGUGGCAGCCAAGGCGCUCGCUCGACAGCAGCACAGUCCUCCUCGACCUCUAACACACAAAAAAUUUUACCGCAAGUCCAAACACGUCCAUUCAAACGAAUAGCCAGCAAUGCUGAACGAUUAGAGACCUACAGCAAACGACCCCAUACAAUGACACAUGCAGGCAUUGAACCUUAUCACCUAUUGCAAAGACCAGAGAGCGGUGCCUCAGAGCAGUUCAUAUUAAAGACAAUGGAAUAUGAUUUGGAGUUUAGAAAAAUGGAGCACGAUGAACGAAUGCAACAAAUGAAAUUAGAACAACUCAAACUAGAAAUAGAGUUACAGAAAUUGAGAAAAUAAUACAAAACAUACUAUCCAACCUUUUGAAUUGUCCAUUCAAAAGGUUUCUGUACACUCUGAAAAAAAGAAAAAAGAAAAAAGAAUCCGAACCCUCCCCCCACCCAGCUAUCGAGGCAUUGCCACUCUGAUACUAUUAUCUAUAUAAUAGAUAUAUAUAUAUAUAUAUAUAUAUAUAU